Phaeodactylum tricornutum CCAP 1055/1 is the source of this 483-nucleotide messenger RNA. RefSeq lists its product with no specific name. The transcript is spliced from 2 exons. The record is from RefSeq and is a predicted model, not a curated record. Lineage: Eukaryota; Bacillariophyta; Bacillariophyceae; Surirellales; Neidiaceae. The annotation marks the transcript as partial.
AGCGCUUCGGAAAAUCUGCCACCCCGUACGCUGGCGAGAGUUGCUCGCGAAGUGCGGGAUCUGCAUAAGAAUCCACCAGAAGGUGUCCGACUGGUAGUAGAUUCAGAUACCGGCGUUCCCAGCAAUCUUUCCGAACUCAUGGCCGAAGUCAAAGGACCCACGGGAACACCGUACGAGAACAAAUUCUUUCUGCUCAAGCUCGUCUUUUCCUCGGACUUUCCGGCGGUCCCGCCAAGGGGUUUUUUCUUGACCAAAAUCUACCAUCCCAACGUGGACAAUGCGACGGGUGCCAUUUGCGUCAAUACGCUGAAAAAGGACUGGAACGCCACGACGGCAUUGUCACACGUUCUAGCGGUCAUUCGAUGUUUACUGAUUGUUCCCUUUCCCGAGUCGAGUUUAAACGAUGAAGCGGGCAAGUUGUUUAUGGAAAGCUACGAGGAGUACUCGAAGCGGGCUCGAUUGAUGGCGGACGUUCACGGGCGG